CACUGUCCUGCAGAGCAGUUCCUCUCACUGAUGGAAUAACCUGGAGCUCUUGUUAUCACAGACUGAAGGAUGACUCUGCCGUGGCUCCUGAAGGUCUUCAUCCUCACUCUCGCUCUGUCGGGUCCAACGGGGGGCCAGAAGAGGAAGAGGAAAGGGCAGAGAGACGACAACCAGGUCCUCUUUAAUGAGGCCAAAACCCUGAUCUGCCCGGUGGAGCUCAUGUUCAUCGUGGACAGCUCGGAGAGAGCCAAGUCUCUGCUGUUCGAGCGCCAGAAGGACUUCAUCCUGCGCUUCAGCUCCCGGCUCCUGCAGCUGCAGUCCAGCGGCUGGCGGCUGCGCCUCCGCCUGGCCGCGCUGCAGUACAGCAGCUCCGUCUCCCUGGAGCACAACUUCAGGGACUGGCAGGACCUGGACGUCUUCCAGAGCCGCGUGGCCUCCAUGGCCUUCAUCGGACACGGCACCUACUCGGCGUACGGCAUCUCCAACGCAACGCAGGUGUUCGGCCGCGAGACGUCCCCCGGCAGCCUGCGGGUGGCGCUGCUGCUGACGGACGGGUCGGACCACCCCCGCAGCCCCAGCGCCGUGGCGGCUGCGGCUGAGGCCAAGCAGCACAACAUCCGGGUGUUCACCAUCCGGCUCUCGGACCUGCCGACGGACGCACAAAUCAGCGCCAAACUGAGGUCCAUCGCCAGCGCCCCCCCACAGCAGCACAUGCUCAGCCUCACGGACAAACAGCUGGACGACAAGCUCUUCAGCGCGCUGAACACAAUCGUCAAAACUGGGUGCCCGCAGCCGAAGUCCUGUCUGUGUGAGAGGGGGGAGAGGGGUCACACUGGGAACCCGGGGAAACCAGGCGAGCCGGGGUCUGAUGGAGCUCCAGGUCCAAAGGGAUCCCGUGGGGAAGCCGGCAUCAACGGACGUCCAGGCAUGGAGGGCCUUAAGGGUCGACCUGGCGGCAUCGGGGAAAGGGGAGAACAGGGUGAAUGUGGAACCCCCGGUAAAAAGGGAGAACAGGGAGCAGAGGGACCUCCUGGCCCCAGAGGCCCCAGAGCAGAGCAGGGAGCGAGGGGAGCACCUGGAGACCCGGGUCCAGAGGGGACACCUGGAUCUAAAGGAGAGCGAGGCCUGAAGGGGGCGCCCGGACCUCCAGGAGACACCGGCAUCGGGUUCCCUGGUCCAAAGGGUGACAAGGGGAACCACGGAAGACCUGGGCCUCCUGGACCGAUGGGUGUCGGGGAAGCAGGGACUCCGGGUCCAGCGGGGCCUCCAGGCAUGCAGGGGCCUUCAGGGUUUCCAGGUGAGGGGCUUCCAGGGUCCAAGGGGGCCCGGGGGUACGAGGGUCCAAAGGGCAGCCGGGGCCUUCCAGGUGUCGGGUAUAAAGGUGAUGAGGGAAGCACAGGAGCCCCCGGGGCCCCCGGCCUGGUCGGGUUUCCAGGGGCUGGCAUACAAGGAGAAAAGGGGGACCUGGGGCCAGCAGGACCAUCGGGCCCCAGAGGGCCUCCUGGACUGGGGAUAGUGGGACCAAAGGGCGAGCAGGGCUUCCCCGGAGAGCCCGGACCUCAGGGGGGGAGGGGCGUUGGAGAACCAGGAUCGAAGGGGGAUCCGGGUCCGGAUGGGACUGCAGGGAUCCCCGGCAUUCCUGGAGAGGACGGAGCGGUGGGGCCAAAGGGAGAGGUGGGGUCGCCAGGUCUGAGAGGACCGGAGGGAGCAGUGGGGAAAGGGAUCCACGGGGAAAAGGGAGACAGGGGGGACCGAGGAUCGAGGGGCCUCUCAGGUGUCCCGGGACCCGUUGGACCUUCAGGAGCAAAGGGGGAGCCGGGGAGUCCAGGAAUGUUGGGUUUACAAGGCCCAGCCGGCCGAGGCUUACCUGGGCCAAAGGGGGAUCUGGGGCCAGUGGGACCAGCAGGAGCAGUGGGAGAACACGGAGUGGGAAUCAUUGGGCCGAAGGGUCACAAAGGAAAUAAUGGACCUGUGGGCCCCCCAGGGGUGAAGGGAGACAGCUCCCCAGGACCUCAGGGGCUGCCUGGAUUACCGGGCCUGCAAGGAGAGAUGGGACCAGAAGGGAAAGGACUACCUGGAGCUAAGGGCGACAGAGGUUUGUCAGGCGUACCUGGACCAUCAGGUCCACCUGGAACUGGACUGUAUGGACCCAAGGGCUCCACGGGGCAGACUGGUCCUCCUGGCCUUCUGGGGCCUCCAGGAGAGGGCAUCCAGGGACCAAAGGGAGAGCCUGGCUUCAAAGGACUGAUGGGUCCUCGGGGGCCACCGGGGGAUGGCAUACUAGGGGAGAAGGGAGACAGAGGCGUUCCUGGAGAUCUGGGAAAGAAAGGAGACAGAGGAGACCUCGGAGAACCAGGAGCCACUGGACCAAUGGGGAGACCAGGAGAGAACGGAGAGCCAGGUCUGACGAGGGAAGAGGUCAUCAUGAUUAUACGGGAAAUCUGCGGCUGUGGUCUGAAGUGCAGACAGAGCCCCCUGGAGCUGGUGUUUGUGAUCGACAGCUCAGAGAGCGUGGGUCCUGAGAACUUUGAGCUGGUGAAGGACUUUGUGAACGCUCUUAUCGACCGCGUGACGGUGAGCCGGGAAGCCGGACGGAUCGGUGUGGUGCUGUACAGCCACGUGGACAUGGUGGUGGUCAGCCUGCAGCAGAUGGCCAGCCAGGACGACAUCAAGACGGCCGUCAGGAGGAUGCCUUACCUCGGCGAGGGCACGUUCACCGGCAGCGCCAUCCACAGGGCCAACCAGCUGUUCCAGGCGUCCAGGCCCGGCGUCAGGAAGGUGGCAGUGGUGUUAACGGACGGGCAGGCUGACCACCGGGACGCCAUGCAGUUUGAAGAAACUGCAACGGUGGCCCAUGAGCAAGGGAUCGAGAUGUUCGUGAUCGGAGUCGGGAACAACACCGACCCUCUGUACGAAGAGUUCCAGGCACAGAUGGAUGUAAUAGCCUCUGAUCCCAAAGAAGAGCACGUCUACCUCAUAGAUGACUUCGGGACGCUUCCAACUCUGGAAAGCAAACUGCUGAGUCGGAUUUGUGAUCACGAUGACUCGAUGGCAUUUCUAGUGAACUCUGCGUUUCCACCAAUGGAAAUCCACCCGAAGACUCUGGGAGACCGACGCUACGAGUUCCCUGUUGAAGAACAUAUCCAGUUUGAGCUCCCAGUGAAGACAGUGACCUUGCCUCCACAGUCCCAGGACACAGGGCCCGACGGGAGCCCGAUUGAUACCAAACGAGUGAAGAAUUGGCCGGACCUCCUGGGCCCCGGGGUGGGCUCAGUGGUAGGUCCUCAGACCCCGACCGAGUGGCUGAAAGAGCCUGAGAGCACCAAGGCUCCCAGCAGCCCUCCUCCUCCACCUCUGACCAACUCAUCACGGCCAGCAGAGGGGUGCGGUCAGCCUCUGGACCCCGGGUCCUGCCGGCAGUAUGUCGUCCGCUGGUACUACGACCCCGAGGCGAACGCCUGCGCCCAGUUCUGGUUCGGUGGCUGUGAGGGAAACGCAAACAACUUUGAGUCUGAGUCCGGCUGCAGGCUGUCCUGCGUCUACACGUAACGGCGUGUUUGGAUAAACAAGAGUGUGUGCGCAGCUACAAGCAUCACAGACUGGUGAUGCACGCUCUGCAGGGGGGGGGCUCUCGGUCCCUCAGGCUGCUGCACAUUGUUGGACUUUUUAUAUCUGUUCUGGGAUGUUUAACCUACAUUUUACUCUAUAUUCACUACAAGCCGACAAGAGCAUCUCCCAUGUUACACUAGCAUCUGGAUUUUGUGCUUGGAAGUUAUAUUUCCUCGGAGCUAAAGGGGUGAUGUAAUGGAUAACCUCAUCAGGGAUUUGGAAAAUGAAUACACACAACUUGUGUGAUGCCCUCUUCAAAUACCAAACUCCUGAUUGCUGAUUCUUCCAAUAAAACCCUGAAUUCAAACUCUGCAGAAACACAAAUAAACCCAUCAAAACGCCUUUGAUUACGUUUUAAUAUACAUAUUUAAAAAGUUAAAUGACCAUCGUCACCGCUUUCUACUUUUUAUUGAAAACAGAAGUUGAUGAACGUGGCCAGAAGAAUGGUGAAUGUUCUGUACUUAUACAGCUCUUUAAUAAUAAUGAUAAUAACACAUUUAAUUCAAAGGGAUCUGCUGCUCUUCCACGCUGUAUUGUUUAUUAGCAUCCUCAGUUUUAAUUACCCAGAGAGCAUCUGUGCAACAGGACCCCCUUCAAUGACUUCCUGGUUUACGUUUGUUCCUGAUUUGAAUUCCUCUUCAUGGAGACUGAAAGAGAAGCUAAGCAGCCCAACUCUUUGGAUGAUCUUCAGAAGCGUACAGAGGCAGGAGGAGACAGGGAAUCUGAGUGGAACAAUGGGCUGCAGAUAACAGCGGCUCGCUUCACUGAAGACUCACCGUGUUUCAUUCAUUGAUUUGGAAAAACCGGUUCUGUGUUUUCUCCCAGAGCAGUAAACUCAAUAACAGCUGACACACUUCAUUUACAUCGAACACAGAAAUUGUUGUAAGAAGAGUAUUUGCUUUCCUGCAGAUGACAAACCCCUUGUUGCUCUAGUGUCUGGAUGUAUUGUCCCCCCCCCCCCCCACCCCCCCACCCCGCUUUGUGCAAAGCUAAUGCCCCACCCCUCCCUCCUCCCACUUUGUGAAGUGACCUACCCGGUUUUGGGUAUUAUGAAAGGCGCUAUAUAAAUCCAAGUCAUUAUUAUUAUAAUGCUGGCUGAAUUCAUAUUAACCAUACAGAUAUAAGAGCUGUGCAAAUGUACAGUGGCCUGCAGGUACAACCGAGUUUCCAGCCCUCUUCCCUCAGGAGUUGCAGCUUCAGGAAGGAUGCAGAUAUAGAAACACAGAUCAGAACUCCUGCAGAAACAUCUGCAGCAGCUCUUCAACACAUGCAGCAUCUGGAGAACAUUCAGCAGCUUGAGGAAACAUGAGCAGCGUUUACUGAAAGCGAUCGGGCAGAAUAAAGUUGUGUCUGUGGCGGGGCUGCAACAUGCUUUUAAACACGCUAAUAGAAGAAGUCAUAACUGAGAAUAUUCAACGAGCACGGGGAUGAACAUCAGAGUAGAGGCGCUGUGAAUAUAGUCGAUGUACAACACACUUAUAGAUGUUAGCGUGAGGAAAAUGUAACAUGUUUUAUUCUUAAUCUUGAUUUUAUACGAUGUUGAAACUUGUUUUAUUUUGUAUUAACCUCGCUGUGAUGCACGCUGUUAACAGAAGCUAAACGUAGGACAUGAUAAUCCUUUCA
Molecule: messenger RNA, 5232 nt
Organism: Eleginops maclovinus (Patagonian blennie)
Lineage: Eukaryota; Metazoa; Chordata; Actinopteri; Perciformes; Eleginopidae
Gene: col28a1a
Product: collagen, type XXVIII, alpha 1a
Exons: 35
Coding region: 70-3549 (1159 amino acids)
Molecular function (GO): serine-type endopeptidase inhibitor activity
Source: RefSeq, a predicted model, not a curated record